CAUCCCGUACCCGCCGGGGACCCGGCGGCCGCGGCGCACCUCGGUCUCGGCCUCGGCCCAACUUCACCGCCCCCCGGCGCGGGAGCAUCAAAGGAGGGAGUGACAUCAGCCUGAAGAAGAAAUCAUCUCAAGUGUUUGCAGGAGGAUCGAAAAGCUAAGAGAAUGGAGUCGGAAAUAGUUUUGAAUCUUCGUCGCCAGCUCAAAGAAGCUGAAGAGGAGCGAAGGAAAGCGGCCCAGUAUGGUUUACAACUAGUGGAAAGCCAAAGUGAGAUGCAGAACCAGUUGGAAAAAAUGCAGAAAGAAAUCACAGCCACAACGGAGGAUUAUGAACAACAAAAGUAUUCCCUUCAAAGAGAAGUUGAACUCAAGAAUCGAAUGUUGGAAAGUUUGGGCUCCGAAUUUGAAUCAGUUAAACAGCAACAGAAAUUGCAGUUGGAUAAAUUGCAAGAACAACUGAAAAGAAAUUAUGCGCAAGAAGUGAAUGAACUUAAAGAUAAGUUGGAGAAAUUGAGAGCAGAAUUGGAUGAAUCGAGGCUGAGUGAAAAACAAUUGAAGCACAAAUUGGAUCAUCAGAAGGAAUGCCUGGCUGCUAAAUCCGAAGAACUGCACGUGAUGUCUGAGCGUGUUCAUGAGACGAUGUCUUCAGAAAUGUUAAAUCUUCAGGUGGAGCUUACUGAACUUGAGAGUGAAAAGGCUGCCCUGGAGGAGAAAGUGAAUGAACUGCAGUACAGACAAGAGCAACUAGCACUUACUAAUUUUAAUUUACAGCAUCAGAUUGAACGCCUUCAAGGGGAAAAAGAAGAGAGAGAAAAGGAAGUUGUUUCUUACUGUAAUGCAUUAGAGAAAGCUCGUGAAUCGAACCAGGAUCUUCAGGUUCAGUUGGAUCAUGCGCUGCAGCAGUCCUUGGACCCCAACAGUAAAGGCAACUCUUUGUUUGCGGAGGUGGAAGAUCGGAGGGCAGCGAUGGAACGUGAAUUGAUCAAUGUUAAAGUGAAAUAUCAGUCACUUCAAAAACAACAUGCAUUUAUUAGAGAACAGUUGCAAAGAAUGAAGUUGCAAAUGGCCACAUUACUGCAGAUGAGAGGGUCACAAGCUGAAUUUGAGCAACUUGAGCGCUUGCAGGCUAUGCUUGAACAAAAAAAUGGUGAAAUAAAGAACCUUUUAACGAAAGUGGGGCAGUUGGAGAAAUUUAAGAACCUAUAUGAGAAUAUGGAAUCUAAACCUUCUGGGAGCAGUUCCAACCCUGUACCUCUUGAAGAUGAUACCUACUAUACAGAUUUACUUCAGAUGAAGCUUGACACCUCCAACAAAGAGAUCGAAAAAAUUCGGGAUGAGCUGUCUUUACAACGCAUGAAGGCACUAUAUGAAAGCCAACGAGUUCUGGAAGUUGAGCGAAAACUUUUUUCCAAUGAAAGGCACCUCCAGCUUUGUCAGAGUGAAAACAUGAGCCUACGAGUUAAGGUCGAUGAAUUAAAAAUGAAAUAUGAACCCGAAGAAACAAUUAAAAUGCCCACACACAAAAGAAGGCGAGAGAAAAUACCAGUAGAUAUACCUCCUUCUAAUACUGAUGUGGAAGGCAAUAAUUUACCCAUUCAAAAUGAAGAGGCAAAAGCAGGAAGUAGCAAAUUAAGAGAAGAAAAUGAAGCACCAGUAGCAAAACCAUUGUCUCUGGAUACAUCAGCAAAUGCAUGUCUUCCAAAAACUCCUCCAGGGAAUAAAUCAGUGAAAGAAAAGAAAUGUGUGAAAAUCGUGGCAGAUACACUGAAAACUGAAGUUUUAAGUGGACGAAGUUGCAACAGCCCCAAAUUCCCCAGGUUAGCUGCUGAAUCCAAGCUCCAAACAGAGGAUAAAGAAGAGGAAGAAACUACAAGCAAACCUGAGAGGAAAGCUCGUAAGAAAACAUACACUACAUUAUAUGUGUCCUCAAAACCGACCCCUGAAACACAGUGUCCUCAACAAUAAAAAGGCUUCCCUUUUGCUUAGCUAAACUAAUGUGCAGGUUACCAGAAAGUAUGCAAUAUACCCCCAAAUUUUACAUUGCUGUUUUUUAAAUACGAUUCAGAUUGCGGACUGGGACAGGUCUGUGCCUCCAGAGCCUUAAACAUUCAUGCCUCUCCGUCGGAGUAGGAAUGGUUCUUGUUUUUGCCUUUUGGUUGCUACAAUAUGCUAGCAAGUUCCACCGAGUAGUAAUGCAGUGUUUCACAAAGCUGUUAAGACAUACAGUAAUUAAAACUAUGAUCAGGAGGAAUACAUUGUAAUGAAUACAGAUAUAUUUGCAGUGUUUUCAUAUGACUUGUCUUUUUGAAGAAAAGAGUGCUAAUUUUCCUUAGGGCCCUACGUUUACAUAGAGAAGAUUGAAGUUGCUAAUUGAUACUUUUCUAUAUUUUUAUUAAAUAGUGUUAACAUGUACAUUGAUGGAAUAUUUGGGAGUAUUUAAAGCUCCUCUGCUAAACUUAUGCAUACAUUAUGCAUUGAAGUUGUUUUAAUUUUCUUAAAACAUGGGAGCUGGGGUGCUUUUUCAAUCCAUUAAACAGAAUGUCUUGAAAAUAUAUGGUGGGACCGGACAGCUUGGAUUUGUUCUAAGUUUGUUCAGGAAAUAAAUCUUGUAAACUAAAUAUUUUGAAGGACUUGUGUCAUAUCUGGGGUAAUAUGACUUCUGAUACUGCUAAAUAAAGGUUUUUAUAGAAUUGUAUGUCAAA
Molecule: messenger RNA, 2699 nt
Organism: Ornithorhynchus anatinus (platypus)
Lineage: Eukaryota; Metazoa; Chordata; Mammalia; Monotremata; Ornithorhynchidae
Gene: SPDL1
Product: spindle apparatus coiled-coil protein 1
Exons: 13
Coding region: 163-1962 (599 amino acids)
Biological process (GO): mitotic metaphase chromosome alignment; mitotic spindle assembly checkpoint signaling; establishment of mitotic spindle orientation
Cellular component (GO): outer kinetochore; spindle pole
Molecular function (GO): kinetochore binding
Source: RefSeq, a predicted model, not a curated record